Molecule: messenger RNA, 351 nt
Organism: Protopolystoma xenopodis
Lineage: Eukaryota; Metazoa; Platyhelminthes; Monogenea; Polystomatidea; Polystomatidae
Source: the annotation of a GenBank genome assembly
AUGGAGAUUACGAAGGUGAAAGGUCAUGUUAAUCUGAAGCCUGGUGAUGAGAAGGCCUUCCUCAAUGCAGUUGCAGAAGUUGGACCAAUUGCCGUCGCCUUUGAUGUCGAAGAAGACUUCAUGAGUUAUGGAGGAGGCAUUUUCAACAGUGAAAUCUGUGACUCAUAUAUGAUCAACCAUGCAAUAUUGAUAACUGGCUACAAAACUGAGAAAAAAUCUCUUCAAAAGUAUUGGAUCGUCAAGAACAGUUGGGGGGAAGAUUGGGGGGAGGAAGGAUACAUCCGUGUCGCUCGUGAGGAUCCCCCAAACCUUUGUGGAAUCCUAGCUAUAGGUGUUUACCCUAUUCUUUAA